Messenger RNA from Salvia miltiorrhiza (redroot sage), 1521 nucleotides. RefSeq lists its product as uncharacterized. NCBI's taxonomy places the organism in Eukaryota, Viridiplantae, Streptophyta, Magnoliopsida, Lamiales, Lamiaceae. The transcript has 3 exons. The coding region runs from base 1 to 1521 and encodes 506 amino acids. The record is from RefSeq and is a predicted model, not a curated record.
AUGGCAUCUUCUUCACAGGCGAAUGUCCCAUAUCUUCGUCGCGACACUAUAGACCAGACGGAGGUUGCUAUCAGCACCUACUAUAGGGAUUCACAUUUUCCGGAUCUGGUUGAAACUUUAAAUGUGGUCGGCGAACAGUGCAAUUCAGAUUUAUUGGGAAGAUUUAGAGCAUCAUGUUUUGGGCAUUUCACUGAUUGGAGGCCCGGCGCGAAGAGCAAUAAAGCAUUACACCAGAUUGUAUCGAGGCAGAUUGUGUCAGAAGAAAAUGAGAUGUGUUUCUUUCUGUGCGGAGCACGAGUCAGAUUUUCCCCUGCGGACUACGCAUUAGUGACUGGGCUCAAUUUCGGGGGAUCGAGGUUCGAUGCGACAUUACAGCACGACUGCAGUCGCGUGGAGGCAUACCGACGAUUCUGCGGUGCGCGAAGCAUGACCAUACAGUCGCUCAUCAAACGCGUGUGCGAUUUGGAUCGUCGAGUGGAUGAUGAGGAUGGGAGCCUGUACCUUCGUGCUGUCCUCGUGUGUGUGGCUCACACCCUUGUUCUUGGGUUGGAUGCGCGGGUACAGCCGUGGCUUUGGGUGUUGGUGGAUGAUCUGGCUGCAUUUGAUAGAUUCCCCUGGGGCGCGUAUUCGUAUAAGAUGUUAUGCCAUUAUACGAGAGAGACAGGAAAGGGCGAGAAGUAUCACUUCUACGGUCCUUCGUGGGCUUUAUAUGUCUGGGCAUUGGAGCGCGUCCCGGGCUUCGGACACAUGGUCGCAGCAUCUAGCGGUGAUCCGACAGCGCACCCUCGGUGUUUGAGAUGGACUUUCAGGGGUAAGCCGAAGCUUCACGGUCUGCGCGAUCUAUUCGAGGGACAGGGUGGUGUCAUGCCCCUGGACCCCGAUGAUGACGAUCUGUCGAGUCACUACUUCAUAUCAGCGCUGACACCGGGCGAACUCUCGGUGAGCUUCAGGCCCCCCGACAACCCAUUAGCUCGGGGUGUCCAAUUUCCACAGGGCACCGGAGCCCGUGUUGUGGAGGAGCGCGGGGACGAGGAGGAUGUACCUAGACAGCCUCGUACGAUUCGCAGUCACAGUGUCCGGGGCCCUGUGAGGGAUGCUCGACAGCACGAGCCGGCUCGUCAUUCAGUAGAUCCGGGCUCGCGCCCUGUGAGGGAUGCUCGACCCCACGAGCCGGCUCGUCAUUCAGUAGAUCCGGGCAAGCGCCCAGCGCCGCAUACUUCUUCAUCGUCGAGCGGAUCUCGGACUGUAUCCAGUCCCAGCGAGGGUGAGGUGGAUCGUAAGUGGGUGAAGAAGACGAUCCGUCAGGAGAUUAAGAAGGCCUUCGGCAAAUUCGUGGAGAAACUGAAGAGCAAGGGUAAAAAGGAUAGGUGCAAGAAGAGCAAACAUUUCCGAGUGCCCGACUCCCCUGAUGAUGAUGACCAGCGACGGUCCCCUGAUCCUCCACAGCCACGGUCUCCUCCACAGCCACGGUCUCCUCCUUCGAAUGUUGCACUGGAUUCACCUCCAUACCCGGAAGAUUGA